AUGAAAGCGUACCCGGGAGCAUGUACUGUCAUCAUUGCCGUUGUCAUGGUAGCAGCAGUAUCAGCAGACUACAGCUCAGGCCUGACACUAGAGAAAAAUGAAUGUCAGUUCGGUCUACAAAAUUGCACCGCCAAGUAUGACAAACUGGAGAUGAGCGAGGCAGAGCUGAAGGUUUACUACGAUUGUGUCUCGAGAGUAAAGUGUAUCAGAAAUCAUAGGGGUUUUCAAGAUCGACUGGUACUUUUAUCUAGCAUCCGUGACAGGCUUGUUGCAGAAAACCCUGACAGUGGCAAUUGGUGGGGAAACAGUGCAUGCAAGCUAGACAGACAGCUACUGAUGUCAGUCAUUGCUCUAACAACAGUUAUGAUAUUCUGCCAUAUAAUUAAUUGA
Messenger RNA from Candidula unifasciata, 390 nucleotides. NCBI's taxonomy places the organism in Eukaryota, Metazoa, Mollusca, Gastropoda, Stylommatophora, Geomitridae. The record is from the annotation of a GenBank genome assembly.